AAUAUGAUGGUGACUACCUGUAUGAAUGCAAAGAUAAGGGGACUUGUGUUAUUAUUAUUGGUUGUAGGUAUCUUAGGCUAUCUUAAUUAAUGUGUUGCAGCCCCUGCUCCCCCUCUAAAUGACUAACCAUGGAGUUGAAAACCCUGGUAUUACACAUAUUUACUAUCAUGACACGCCUCUGUCUGGCAAAAAACAUUGUGAAGGCCCAGGUACCAAAUUCAAGAUUCAAGAGUUUUGCACAGUAAAACUGGUAGUUAUACUACGCAUGUGAUACAGCAGUGAUGUUAAGACGAUUAUUUACAAGUUAUUUAACAAAACAAUACAAUUCUGAUGAUUAUUAACCGAUUCUUGCUCAUGUAAUUAACAUAUAGCAUCAGGUUAACAAUGUGGCGAUACGCGUGCCAGUCCGCGGUUACCUUGGUUACCUGCCUCGCCGGGCGCGUGCACGAACCAGCAGGCCAGGCGGGAAGGGGAAGGGGAAGGAGGAGUAGGAGGAGGAAGAAUUAGUCAGUGUUCGAGGGGAGGAGAGGCCGAGGUGGACGUGGCGGGUCCGCUGGAGUUGGCCACGAGUCGCGGGCAGCGGAGGCUAAGGAGCCAUGACGCGCAGCAGCCGCAGGCCGGUACCUGUCCAGACUGGGUGGUGACGUCCCAUUUGUGGACAAAGACUGUCCGCCUGGGCUCCUCCCCUCUGAGUAGGCCAGCAUCUUAAGUGGUGGUAGUGGGGGCUAACCUCAGCCGUAAAGCGAGGAGACACGGAGCACCACCCCUCACCAUGACAGACUUGGAGGCUGACUGUUUGAGCCUCAGUCUGCCCUCUGAGGGCGACUCCCCUCCACCACCCCUGGAUCCGGGCCUGCAGGUGGACUGUGGCCCCAUCUCUGUGGUUCCGACUCUGGCGCUCCUCUCCUCCGACUGCCCCACUCCCACGCUCAGCUCACUGGCAGCAGAGAUUGCAGAGCCGCUGGUCAUGCUGCCCUGCGUUAAGAGCGAGCCGGAGGACGGAGAUUUGGACCCCAUACGCACAGUGGACCUGUCUGAGAUCCAGCCGCUAUCCACCGCCGAACUGGGCCAGGACCAGAUCAAGAUGGAGAUCAGUGGGCUGGACUACAUCAAGUCGGAGCAUCACAGUCACUGUGACGACCACUACCUGGGCCCAUUCCACCACGCUGACAUGACGGAGCUGGACUACAAGUCACACUAUGAGCCCAGCUCAGUGUUUGACUACAUCUCCCAGGUGAGUGACACCCUGGACUACAUCAAGUCCGACCACCAUGUGGACCUGCAGUGUUACUACGCCGCAGAACUGGGCUCGCUCCGGUGCGAGUAUCCCGAGUCCAACGCAGCAGCGGUCCAGUUGCAGCACAAUGGCCUCGAGUCCAUCCACAUGGCCGAACUCCGCAGCGAGCUUAACAAGCUACGACCCGACUCGCUGCUACUGGACGGGAUGGCAAAACUGGAGCCCAGCUUUGGGGGCGGUCCUUUGUACGAGAUGCCGCCAGCCGAGGAGGGCAAGACGGCAGUGCAAACAGGAGGCCCGGAGAGCGACGGUGUGCCCGUUUCGACUAAAAGCCCGACACAGGCGGUGAGGAAGCCUCGCAACAUGCAGGGCGAGAAGCCGUUCUCAUGCACGCAGUGCGGCAAGAACUUUAGCACGCUGGGCAACCUGAAGACGCAUCAGCGCAUUCACACAGGUGAGCGGCCGUACACGUGCGCCCAGUGCGGGAAGAGCUUCGGCCAGGCCGGCAACCUCAAACGCCACCAGCUUAUCCACACGGGCCAGAAGCCAUACGUGUGCGCCCACUGCCCCAAAGGCUUCACCAAGGCCGACGACCUGCGCGCCCACCAGCGCCUGCACACAGGCGAGCGGCCCUUUGCUUGCGCUGCCUGCGGUAAGACCUUCGGCCAGGCCAAGGAGCUCAAAGCGCACCAGCUGAGCCACACGGGUGAGCGGCCAUAUUGCUGCCAGCACUGCGGCAAGAGCUUUGGCAAGGAGACGGCCUACCGCAACCACCUGCACGUCCACACGGGCGGGAAGCCCUUCACCUGCUCGCAGUGCGGAAAGACUUUCAGCAACUCGGGCGUGCUCAAGACCCACGAGAAGAUCCACUCGGGGGAGCGGCCCUUUGGCUGCGUGCAGUGCGGCAAGAGCUUUGGACGCCUCGGACACCUCAAGGCGCACCAACACGUGCACACGGGCGAGCGACCACAUGCCUGCACGCGUUGCGGCAAGACUUUCAGCCAGUCAGGUCACCUGAAGGCGCAUGAGCAGAUCCACAAGCGCGAGCGAGCCGAUGGUAGUUAAGCCACCUUUGACCUCUCAUGACCACAAAGUAUUACUAUUCCGCUUUUCUACAUACCGUGUAUAUGAACCUCUUUCUUACUUACCUUUCAUACCUUCCUGCUCUUUUCAUGUCUUUUAAUAUGUGUGUGUGUGUGUGUGUGUGUGUGUGUGGGUGGGUGGGUGUACACGUACGCAUACGUAUGUGCACAUGUAGGGGGUGUCAACAAUUCUGUCCCAAUCAAUCAGUCAAGGGCGCAGUGAAGCAAUUAAGCCAUCAUUGGCUUGAAGACGUCAGCCGGCAAGGAAAGCAAAAAUCCUGACUUCAUCUAUCAACACUUUAGUGUGUAUUUUCUAUACGCACACACUUGAACGUAUACGGACCCCCUCCCACAGGCCACAACCGUGCAUUCCUGGAGGUUUGUAUGCAGUUUGAAAGAACUCCAAUGGACAAAGGCUAACAUGACGGUCAUUGUAAGUGCAAAAAGAAGCGAUACAAGGAACUCAUUCAACAAGUUUGUCACGUUUUCACUUCCCGUUAACACAUUUCUUUGCCAAGUGCUACCUGUAGGACGUAGACACGGUGGCUCGGCUGGCCAGCCAUCCAUUUUCUAUGCCGCUUGUCCUCACUCGGGUUGCAGAUGUAUGCAGAAGCCCAUCCCAGCUGACGUCGGGCGACAGGCGGGCACAGCCUGGACUCGUGUGGCGUGGAUGUAUGAAAGACUAAGGUGAUGUUAGUGCUUGGGGGCCCUCUAGUGGCCUUAUAAGUAAACUCCUGUGGUCAUGAAUGACUUUUACACUUUUAACCAGUUUGGUUUUUAUGCUAAUAAGCCGCCUCCCCCCCACACACAUUUUGUAUGAGUCUUUUCCAAAUGUUAGUUGAAAUGAAACCAGUUCUUGUACUGCCAACUGAAAUAUAAACACCUUGACAGCCCGUGUGCAGCACCGCUGAUUGUCUCAAAGUGUUUAGUCUUGUUUGGUUUCUAUGGCAGCCAGGAGCCAAUGAAAGGAGCGCUGAAAUUGAACAAGAAGCUUUCCUGGUGCUAUGGUGUAGAAACCUGAUUGGUUGCAAGGUGUGCUGCUGAUAUUUGAGUUGUGGCCCCGCCCCUCACUUUAGAACCCCAUUGGAGUCCCUCUGAGCGUCCAAGAGUUGGUAAAGGGCUGAGCUGCUGUUGCCAAGGCAACCACACAAGUCAAGACAAGUCAUCAGCUGAGGUCUUUAUUGUUGGAGACUUUGAUCAUGAUGUCAGCGAGACAGGAAGGAGGAUGAGGAUGAGGAGGACGAGGUCACCACCCUCCCGUCGACCACCUGUUCGACCAC
Molecule: messenger RNA, 3599 nt
Organism: Dunckerocampus dactyliophorus (ringed pipefish)
Lineage: Eukaryota; Metazoa; Chordata; Actinopteri; Syngnathiformes; Syngnathidae
Exons: 3
Coding region: 773-2302 (509 amino acids)
Biological process (GO): regulation of transcription by RNA polymerase II
Molecular function (GO): DNA-binding transcription factor activity; RNA polymerase II cis-regulatory region sequence-specific DNA binding
Source: RefSeq, a predicted model, not a curated record